GGGACACUGCAUGCCCAGGACAACGUUCCUGUCCAAGCCGACUUCCAGCAGGACAAGCUCACGGGGAAAUGGUACACCAUCGGCUUUGCCUCCAACUCCAACUGGUUCAAAGAGAAGAGGCACCUGAUGAAGAUGUGCACCACCAUCAUCUCCACCACUGCAGAUGGGAACCUGGAAGUCACCUCCACCUACCCCAACUACACCAGCCCACGCUGGGGCAGCAAGCAUGACAUCCGUGUGGUGGAGACCAACUACGAGGAGUAUGCCUUGGUAGCCACCCAGAUCGUCAAGGGCACCGACUCCUCCACCAUGGUGCUGCUCUACAGCAGGACAAAGGAGCUGAGACCCGAGCGUCUGGAGAUGUUCACCCAGUUCUCCAGGGAGCAGGGCCUGACGGAUGACGAGAUCCUCAUCCUGCCCCAGACGGACAAAUGCAUGGCAGAUGCUGCCUAG
Acanthisitta chloris (rifleman) is the source of this 453-nucleotide messenger RNA. It is a transcript of the gene PTGDS, whose product is annotated as prostaglandin D2 synthase 21kDa (brain). The transcript has 6 exons. Lineage: Eukaryota; Metazoa; Chordata; Aves; Passeriformes; Acanthisittidae. Gene Ontology annotation, molecular function: small molecule binding. The record is from RefSeq and is a predicted model, not a curated record. The annotation marks the transcript as partial.